Messenger RNA from Pogona vitticeps (central bearded dragon), 4597 nucleotides. The record is from RefSeq and is a predicted model, not a curated record. Lineage: Eukaryota; Metazoa; Chordata; Lepidosauria; Squamata; Agamidae.
AAUAAAGCAGGGCUCUGAUCAUCCUUCCAUGGAUUUUUCCGAAAUGGCUUUUCUCUGUGCCUGGGGACGCGGCGGGAGCCGGCUGGAGAGGGGGGUCCCCCUUUUGCAGCGCUUAAUCUGAAGAAAGCCUGCGUCUCGAGGGUUUGAUGCUCCAGCUUCGGCCCCAGCAUGCUCGCGCCCAAGAUGACGGUGAGAUGUUACUCGAGGAGGGAUGAUGUGGCUGGAAAGCGGAUGAGACUCAAGUCGUCUUCCCCGGGGGGCUACGGAGGCGUCGGCGGUGGGAACAGCAAGAGCGGGGUCCUCCUGGACAUCUCCUCCUUGACCAUGAGCGACCUGGACUCGGAGGUGCUCCCCUUGCCGCCUCGCUACCGGUUUCGGGAUUUACUUUUGGGGGACCAGAGUUUCCAGAACGACGACAGGGUUCAGGUGGAGUUUUAUGUGAAUGAAAACACAUUUAAGGAACGGCUCAAGCUUUUUUUCAUCAAAAACCAAAGAUCAAGUCUGAGGAUACGUCUCUUCAACUUCUCCCUCAAGCUCCUUACUUGCCUGCUUUAUAUUGUCCGUGUUCUGCUCGACGACCCGGGACGGAUAGGAUGCUGGGAAUGUGAGAAACGCAAUUACUCAACCUUUAACCAGUCGUCAACAGAAAUCAACUGGGCUCCGAUCAUCUGGGUAGACCGAAAUAAGCCAUUAUGGGCAAUACAAGUCAGCGUAGCAAUUAUUAGCUUCUUGGAGACGAUGCUUCUGAUCUAUCUCAGCUACAAGGGAAACAUCUGGGAACAGAUUUUCCGCGUCUCCUUCAUCCUCGAAAUGAUCAACACUGUGCCCUUUAUUAUCACAAUCUUUUGGCCGCCACUACGAAACCUCUUCAUCCCUGUCUUCUUGAACUGCUGGCUGGCAAAAUACGCGUUGGAAAACAUGAUUAACGACCUCCACCGAGCAAUUCAAAGGACCCAAUCUGCCAUGUUCAACCAGGUUCUCAUCCUGAUCUGCACUCUCCUUUGCCUUGUUUUCACUGGAACGUGCGGUAUCCAGCAUUUGGAAAGAUCCGGAGAGAACCUCUCUCUCUUCAAGUCUUUUUAUUUCUGCAUCGUCACCUUCUCGACGGUGGGCUACGGGGACGUCACGCCGAAAAUCUGGCCGUCCCAGCUGCUGGUGGUGAUCAUGAUCUGCGUCGCCCUGGUUGUUCUGCCCUUACAGUUUGAGGAGCUCGUCUACCUGUGGAUGGAGCGCCAGAAGUCGGGCGGGAACUACAGCCGCCACCGGGCGCAGACGGAGAAGCACGUCGUCCUUUGCGUCAGCUCCCUCAAGAUCGACCUCCUCAUGGACUUCCUCAACGAGUUCUACGCGCACCCUAGGCUGCAGGAUUAUUACGUGGUGAUCCUGUGUCCAACCGAGAUGGAUAUUCAGGUCCGCCGGGUCCUACAGAUCCCAUUGUGGUCUCAGCGGGUGAUUUACCUCCAGGGGUCUGCCUUGAAAGACCAGGACCUCAUGAGAGCAAAAAUGGACAAUGGGGAAGCUUGUUUUAUCUUGAGCAGCCGGAAUGAGGUGGAUCGCACAGCCGCGGAUCAUCAAACCAUCUUGAGGGCUUGGGCGGUGAAAGAUUUUGCUCCAAAUUGUCCCCUCUAUGUUCAGAUUUUGAAGCCGGAGAAUAAGUUUCACGUAAAAUUUGCUGAUCACGUGGUCUGUGAAGAAGAAUGCAAGUAUGCCAUGCUGGCUCUCAACUGUGUCUGCCCGGCAACCUCAACCCUCAUUACUCUUCUCGUUCACACUUCCAGAGGGCAAGAGGGUCAGGAAUCGCCGGAGCAGUGGCAGAGGAUGUACGGACGCUGCUCGGGCAACGAGGUCUACCACAUCCGGAUGGGAGACAGCAAGUUCUUCAUGGAAUACGAAGGGAAAAGUUUCACCUAUGCCUCUUUCCACGCCCACAAAAAGUAUGGCGUCUGCUUGAUGGGGGUAAGGAGGGAAGAGAACAAGAGCAUCCUCUUGAACCCGGGGCCGCGUCACAUCAUGACCGCCUCGGACACUUGCUUCUACAUCAACAUCACCAAGGAGGAGAACUCGGCCUUCAUUUUCAAGCAGGAAGAGAAGCAAAAGAAGAAAGGAUUUGCGGGAAAGGGCAUCUAUGAUGGUCCGUCUCGACUGCCUGUUCACAGCAUCAUUGCCAGCAUGGGCACCGUAGCCAUGGACCUGCAGAACACGGAGUGCCGCCCUGCCAAAAACAGCAAGCUCACCUUGCCAGCGGAGAACGGCUCUGGGAAACGGAGGCCCAGCAUCGCCCCGGUCCUGGAGGUGGCCGACAGCUCCUCGCUCUUGCCGUGCGACAUGCUGAGCGACCAAUCGGAGGAUGAGAUGACUCCGUCGGACGAGGAAGGCCUCCCCGUGGUAGAGUAUGUUAAAGGUUACCCUCCCAACUCCCCGUACAUCGGCAGUUCUCCGACCCUGUGCCACCUUUUACCCGUGAAAGCGCCCUUCUGCUGUCUUCGCUUGGAUAAGGGCUGCAAACACAACAGCUACGAGGACGCCAAAGCUUACGGCUUUAAGAACAAGCUGAUCAUUGUUUCGGCCGAGACAGCCGGGAACGGCCUGUAUAACUUCAUAGUCCCUCUCCGUGCCUACUAUCGGUCAAAGAAAGAAUUAAACCCUAUCGUGUUAUUGCUGGACAACAAGCCCGACCACCACUUCCUCGAAGCCAUCUGCUGUUUCCCCAUGGUUUACUACAUGGAAGGGACCAUUGAUAACCUCGACAGUUUGCUGCAAUGUGGCAUCAUCUACGCUGACAAUUUGGUGGUGGUGGAUAAAGAGAGCACCAUGAGCGCCGAAGAGGAUUACAUGGCCGACGCCAAGACCAUUGUCAACGUCCAGACUAUGUUCAGGCUUUUCCCAAGCUUAAGCAUCAUCACGGAGCUGACGCACCCUUCCAACAUGAGGUUCAUGCAAUUCCGAGCGAAAGACAGUUAUUCGCUGGCUUUGUCCAAGUUAGAAAAGAAAGAGCGAGAGAACGGGUCCAACUUGGCCUUCAUGUUCCGCCUCCCGUUCGCUGCCGGAAGGGUUUUCAGCAUCAGUAUGUUGGACACCCUCCUGUACCAGUCUUUUGUGAAAGACUAUAUGAUCACCAUCACAAGGUUGCUGCUGGGACUUGACACCACCCCUGGCUCAGGGUACCUCUGUGCCAUGAAAAUCACAGAGGAUGAUCUGUGGAUCCGAUCCUACGGACGCCUUUUCCAGAAGCUGUGUUCCUCUAGCGCUGAGAUCCCCAUCGGCAUCUACAGAACCGAGUCGCACAUGUUCUCCACCACAGAUCCUCAUGACCUCAGAACCCAGUCACAGAUCUCCAUCAACGUCGAAGACUGCGAAGACGCCAAAGAAGGGAACGUCAAAACCAGCCAUCACCGGAACUCGUGCCCCGCCGACCCAUCGGAACACCCCUUGCUCCGGCGCAAGAGCAUGCAGUGGGCGCGCCGGCUGAGCCGGAAAGGGAACAACAAGCCCGCAGCCAAGACGGCAGAAUGGAUCAACCAGCAGAGAUUGAGCCUCUAUCGGCGUUCGGAGAGGCAAGAGUUGUCGGAGCUGGUGAAGAACCGCAUGAAGCAUCUGGGCUUGCCCACGACAGGGUACGAGGAUGUAGCAAAUUUAACAGCCUGCGAUGUCAUGAAUCGGGUAAACCUUGGAUAUUUGCAAGAUGAGAUGAACGACCACCAAAACACGCUGUCCUACGUCCUCAUUAACCCUCCUCCGGACACACGCCUGGAACUCAAUGACAUUGUGUAUUUGAUACGGCCCGACCCUUUGGCUCACGUGGAAAACGAGACGCACAGUCGAAAGAGCAGCUCCGGUAACAAACUGGACCCUUGUAGCCCAGAGACGAGAGACGAGACGCAGCUCUGAGCACCUCCUCCCUUCUGCAUGGAACGCCCAGGCCUACCACCCUUCUCGUUCAUGCAUGGAACUUUUACCGGAUUAGUGACCAAACGGCAGGGGAGGGUGGAGCACACGGGGGUUGCCCAAAGGCCACCCUUCCGUCGGGGUCUUGACUUGAAGUCCCUUUUGGGGCGUGGAGAAAAGCCACAUGCCCUGCGCACUUCCGCGUCUCCUUGAAAAGGUUUCCAAGCGAAGCUUGGCGGAACUUGAAAUUAAAGGAAACGUGGAGCGGCCUGAAGACUGGAUGAUAUGAGACAGGUCUUGGUUUUCAUCCUUCUAGUUGAGUUCUGUUGUGCUUCGUUUUUGUUCCGAAGGGCUGGGUGAGCGGGGCGAAAUUUGUACCGCCGCUAGUGAAAAAAGAUCUUCGUUAUCCUAAAGUGCAGGUAGCACCCGCACGAGACCGUGCCACAUGGAAAAAUCUCAUUCAUACCAUCCGGAAAGAGAACUGAAGUGUUCAAUAAAACAGGACAAGAAGAAGAUUGGAAAUGACCACCGUUGUGAUGAUGAUUCAUGGUUUGUUAGCUCUCCGAAUCACCACUCAAUCCAACUUGAUGUGGACGGGGCAGUGAGAGAGUUUGAGUCUCCGUCGUCUCCUUUCUAAGGCUAUCUAGAACCGUGGUUCCGGAUCUUGGGUCCCAGAUGUUCUCGGACAACAACGCCCAGAAAUCCAGACCAG